Penaeus indicus is the source of this 2029-nucleotide messenger RNA. Its product is annotated as glycosyltransferase-like domain-containing protein 1. Lineage: Eukaryota; Metazoa; Arthropoda; Malacostraca; Decapoda; Penaeidae. The coding region runs from base 64 to 1902 and encodes 612 amino acids. The transcript is spliced from 10 exons. The record is from RefSeq and is a predicted model, not a curated record. Gene Ontology annotation, molecular function: RNA binding; glycosyltransferase activity.
GUGAAAGAAGAUGAUUUAGAAUCAUACUUUGCACACUUUGGCCGUGUGACAUGUGUGAACAUCAUGUAUGACAAGAACAGCGGCCGCCAUCGUGGAUUUGCCUUUGUUGAUUUCAAUGAUUAUGAUCCUGUUGACAAAGUUUUAUUAACACGCAAUCAUUCAAUCAAAGGCCGACCAAUUGAUGUCAAAAAGGCAAUUAGCAAAUCAGAUAUUAGCAAGAUAAAGACUCUAAUGUCAGGAGUGGUGAGUGGACCCGAAGCAUCUUUUCUGGCAAGUUUAGGAGGCUCAGGUUCCAAUGCUGGCACUCCCCCUGCUACAACUCCUCUGCCACCUCCAAUUGGCACAUUGCCUGCCCUCCCAGGACCCUCAGGGGCCACAGCAAUAAAUGGGGCAGCAAUGGGACGUGCCUCAGGACAAAGUCUAGCUCCAGCCAUAAAUAAUGCUGUGACCACCACAGCAGCUCAUGCCACUGUACCUAAUACAGGGAUGGUCCCCCCUGUUGCACCUCUGACUCAUCCGUUCUUCCCUCGACUCCCCUUGGCCGGGCUCCCAGGGUUCUCGGCUCAGUUGCGGUCAGGCUGGCAGUACAGUGUCUCUGGCAAUGCAGAAGUAUUAAGAAAUACUGCAGGUGCUGCAAGCAACAGACCUUCAGGAGCUCCACCUCUAGCCACAGCAGCUCCUGUGGCAGGCACUGGACCCUCUGUACUCACAGGAGGAGAGAGUGAUGCAGAAUCUGAAGGGUCAGCUGAAGAUCAGGUAAUGGACACAGAAGACGGGGGAAGUGAGGCCUGGGGGGGAGCAGGGGUGGAGGACACGUGUCCAGCAGGCGCCCGGCUCCUCAUCAUCGAGCCCUUCUACGGGGGCUCUCACAAACAGCUUAUCUCUUUACUUAGAAAUGAUGAAUCAGUGAUUGGAAAUGAGGAAGCAGCAUUGUUCACCUUGCCUAGCAAAAAAUGGCACUGGAGAGCUCGCACGGCUGCCUUGUACUUUUAUCAGAAAAUUCCACAGACACAUGACUUUAAGACUCUUUUUGCAUCCUCUACAUUGAAUUUAUGUGAACUGAUUGGCUUGAGACCUGACUUAGGAAGAUUAAGGAAAAUUCUCUAUUUCCAUGAAAAUCAGUUAGUAUAUCCAGUCAGAAAACAGAAGGACCGAGAUUUUCAGUAUGGAUACAACCAGAUUUUGUCAUGCUUAAUUGCCGAUGUUAUUGUGUUCAACUCUCAGUACAAUCUUGAGUCUUUCCUGCGUGAAAUUCCACGCCACCUGAAGUUGCAGCCAGACCACCGUCCUGAUUCCCACGCCAUCACUCAGCUCAUCAGAGACAAGAGCCAGGUGGCGUAUUUCCCAGUUAAUAUUGCUCACAAAACACGAUGUCCUAAAGAUGCCUUGGAGCCUUUACAUAUCAUCUGGCCCCAUCGAUGGGAACAUGAUAAGGACCCAGAUACUAUGUUCCAAGUUCUGUACCAGCUAGUCGAAGCGGGACUUAACUUCCGGCUCUCGGUGCUGGGCCAGUCGUACUCAGAUAAUCCUCCAAUAUUUGCAGAAGCACGGCAGCGUCUUGCAAACUACAUUACACAUUGGGGUUAUGCUGAAAACAAAGAAAAGUACUGGGAAGUCUUACACUCUGGUGAUGUUGUGGUCUCAACUGCACACCAUGAAUUCUUUGGUGUAGCAAUGCUAGAAGCUGUUGGAGCUGGUUGCUUCCCACUGUGCCCCAAUAGAUUAGUUUAUCCUGAAAUUUUCCCACAGGAAUGCUUGUAUAACACCACUCAGCAACUGCAGAAGAGUCUGGCCCAGUGGUGUUCUCGGCCACAACUUGUACGCUCGAAGAAGGUCAACUUGGACCUGAAUACCUUCUCUUGGGCGACCUUGAAGCAGCAGUACAUUGAUCUCCUUGCAUGAAAGGAUGUAUGAAGGUUGUAUUAGACAAGGAUGGCUCUGAAAUUAGAAACAGCAGAUGAAACUGAUCGUUGAUCAUUUAUUGAUAUUAUGUGAUUAUUAUUUUUCUUAGUAUUAUUAUCAAUCAAUA